GACGCUUUGACACAGGCAAUUUGACCUGCUACAUGAUUCUCCAGGUCCCUGUUUUCGAAGUUAAUAACAGUAACAUUGUUACAAACUUCAUCAAAACUCUUCAAACUGACAACUACCGAUAGGUAAAAUCCAUUUUUUGAUUUGAAGUUUUAACUCUGUCGUAUCUUUUUCAUCUAAAAUGUGCUAAAUGUAAACAAAGAUGAGGACGAGAGCCAGAAUUUUUAUGUGAUUUUUUGGAGAGUGAAGUUAUUCAAAUGUCUUGAAUGAAUGCUUGUGUCCUACGUGCAUGUAAGCACGUUAGUAGAGUGGGACAAUGAGAUACUUUUGUUAUCUUAUCAAGACUGUGUUUUAAAGUUUGUCAAUGACAUUCUCUUGAUCCAUCUAGGACACCCAUUUAAGAAAUAAAUCACCCACAAUGGCAGUCGCUAAAUCAUUCAUCGAGGAAUAUACUGAACUCUUGAAGUGUGCUAUAUGUAUGGAGACAGUAAAGACACCAAAGUCGCUAAAAUGCCUACAUACAUUCUGUAAAGGAUGUUUGGGCACAUGGAUCAAAGAUGAAAAGGACAAUCGAAAAAAGACAUACCCUUGUCCAGUAUGUAAGCGUAAAAAUGCCGUUCCUGCAAAAGGUGCAAGAUCGUAUAUGACCAACUUCACCAUGAAGUCAAUGGCUGAAGCUCUAGAAAAGGCCAAACAAGAAGAUGAGAAAGACAUUGAAUGUGACACAUGUAUGCAGGGUGAAGAGCAUUCAAGUGCUGUUGCCAGAUGUGUUGAAUGUGCCGAAUAUUUGUGUGAAACCUGUCAGAAGUAUCAUGGUAGAAUGAGAUCAACAAAAUCUCAUAAGUGCAUAAAAUUGACUGGUGAUCUGGAGAAAGAUUCCAAGAUUGUGAUAGACAGCCUGGUUCACAGAAACAUUGAAUGUCCAAAGCAUACUGACCAGCCACUCAAGUUCUACUGUAAGACACAUAAAACCCCUGUUUGCAGAGACUGUUGUAUGACAGAUCAUUCGGGGCAUCCAUGUGUGAACAUUGAAGAUGUGGCAAAGGAAGAAUUGCACAAGAUAUCUACAGUGAUUGGACUAGCCAUUCAGAAGAAAGACUUGCUUGAAAGUAAACUCAGAACAGCGUUUAAUCUAACCGAAAUCCAAGGAGAAAAAUUCAAAACACUUCUUCGCUCCAUUAAAUCUGAUCGAAGGGCUGCACAGGAUGAACUCAAUAAACACUUUAAGAAACUUGAAAGUGAUGCAAAAGACUUGCAAAAUAAAACUGUAAAACAGAUAAAAUCUCAUACAAGUGGCAUAGAACACCAGAAAGGUGUCACUGAGAGUACAUUACAUCACAUAACUUCUCUACAGAAAUAUGGACAUCCCAUUGAAAUCAUCAACUCAAGAGCUGACGUAGAACAAACACUUCAAAACUGGAGCGCAAUAUCUUCAACUUCAGACUUAGACGCUCUUGAAAAAGAUAUACAAAUAGUUCGAUAUAAACAUCGUUGCUUGGAUACAACUAAACUUGGACAUAUUAUCUCAACAACUGAUAAUGCACAUACUAAUAGGGCCUCAGUGACAUCUAUAAAACAUAAGAGGAAAAAAAUGGAACAUAAGAGAAGUCCAAAACUAUGUACAUGUUUUCGAAACUUACACAGAACUAAGAAUUUGGAAGACAAUGGUACAUUAUCUGCUAUUCCAAAGCAAUGUACUCCAAAGGUAUACAGAACUGAACAUUUGGUAGACAUUAGUGAUACAAGUGAACUCUCUGCUAUUCAGGGUUUAUGUGUUGGUAAAAGUCAACAAAUUGUAGUCAGUGAGAUGCCAAAUGAUGAAGAGUCAAGGAUUGUAAUGUACGUAAACAAUGGUACAACAUUGAACAAACACACAGCAAAAGAAAUCAAUGGCAAUGGAGUGUGUUCUGUGAAAGACAAUUACUACGCUGUAGCUGGUCAAAUGAACAAAUGUGUUGCCAUUUAUAAUGAAGACUUGGUACAAGAGAGAAGUAUUUGGAGAUUUGAGAAUCCUUCCCGAAUAUGUGUGAACUCUGAUGGAGAGCUGAUCAUCAGUGACCCUGAAGCUAAAUGCAUGUACAUUGUUGACUACAACGAUGGAUCCACUCUGGCUACAAUAGGCACAGGCCAAUUAGACUCUGUAAGGGAUCUCGCAACCAACAGCACGUAUGCAGUCAUUGCCUCAGACUAUGAAGCAAACUGUGUAAAAAUGUUCAACAGGAAAGGUGACCUAAAGUUAAGCUAUGGCACCAAGGGUAAUGGUGACCAUCAACUCAACUACCCAUGUGGACUUAGUAUAGACUCGCAAGGCAACAUUAUCAUAGCUGACUGUCACAACAGUAGAAUUCACAUGUUAGAUCCAAGAGGGAAGUUUAUCAAGUAUCUCCUGACCCCAGAGGACAAUGUUAAUUGCCCAGUUGUACUUGCCAUAGAUCACAAUGGUGACCUGCUGGUUGGCACUGAUAGUGGAGACCUCCACUUCAUAAAAUACAUGGCUUAAUAGUCAUACUGAGAACCAUAGACAUUUACAUUGAAUAUGUAAAUUAAUCACAUCACAGUAAAAUUAAGAACUUUUUAAUAUAAAGCAACAUUAAAAAUUGAACACUUCUAAUCCAGUUGACUUCUAUCUUAUGAAGAUGCCAAUAGAGCUAAAUGAUUUUAGCAAUUCCAUACAGCAUUCACUGUAGAACAUUUUUAGUUGUGCACACAGAUUAGAUAGGGUCUCUUGAAGUUUUAACCAUUGGUGUAAAGGGUUAGAGAUGAAACUAUUAUAUUUUGUAGACUUGGUAUGAUAGACUGAUAGUUCACAUUUUGUAUAUAAUAAACAUUAUAUCACAUAAAUAUCUAAUAUCUAUGAUCUUCUAUCAUACUUUAUUUCCCAUCAUUUUAUUGUCAUCAAUACUUCCUAAAAAUAAUUCAGUAAUUUUCCCAGCAUUGAAACAAGUAGGAGAUGCACCUAGGCUUAAACCCGCUUGAAAAGUGGAUUGCACUUAUAUAUUUUUGAAAAUAAGGAAGUCCUUUGUUGUCAGAAUUGUGCAAAUAAUAACUGCAUACACUUCCUGUGUAUGUGGAACACAUUCAGUUAUUCAGUACCUGAAAAUGGUCUUUCACUUUGAAAGUGUUCCACUUGGAGAGGUUCAUUUCAUAGUAGACUCUAAAGUGAAUGAGAUGGAUAAUGUUACUGAAGAGAACAGAAAUGUUUUUAAAAUUUUCAAAACCAUUUUUAGAUGUAGUUUUAUGUGUAGCUUUCAAAUACACUUUGCCUAAAUUUUUAACAUCAAAUGACUAAAAUCAGGAUUUUUUUCUACUUGCAUGUAGUCUAUUGAACACGUUUUUCAUUUUACACAAGUGGAAUAUGCUUUAUUAGUUUAUUAACUGGGUUAUAGUUCCCAGUUGAGGAAACAAAAGUGUAUUUAUUAUCUUGAUCUAGUGUUUCGGAUAAUAUAUUUUAUUCACAAAAUAAAAAAUUG
This is a messenger RNA of Owenia fusiformis, 3467 nucleotides long. NCBI's taxonomy places the organism in Eukaryota, Metazoa, Annelida, Polychaeta, Sabellida, Oweniidae. The record is from the annotation of a GenBank genome assembly.